AUGAGAAUGAUAAGAGAUGGGAAAGACCAGGAAUACAAAAAGGGUUUAUGGACAGUGGAAGAAGACAAGAUCCUCAUGGACUAUGUCCGAACUCACGGCCAAGGCCACUGGAACCGCAUCGCCAAGAAGACGGGGCUCAAGAGAUGUGGGAAAAGCUGUCGAUUAAGAUGGAUGAACUACUUAAGCCCUAGUGUAAAUAGAGGCAAUUUCACUGAUCAAGAAGAGGAUCUCAUCAUCAGACUCCACAAGCUCCUCGGCAACAGAUGGUCGUUGAUAGCGAAAAGAGUACCAGGAAGAACAGACAACCAAGUGAAGAAUUAUUGGAACACUCAUCUUAGCAAGAAACUCGGCCUUGGAGAUCAUUCAGCUGCGGCCAAACCGGCUUGCGACCUAGAAACUCCACCGUCUCUGGUCAUCACAACAACUACACCUUCACCACCGUCUUUGGUGGUCACAACAACCACAACUUCUUCCUCUCAUCAAGAUAUAGGUGCCGAAAAAGUUUCAACUUUAAGAUUUGAUGACGAUUCCAAACUCAAAACAAAAUCCAAACCGGUCUAUUCAAUGCAACCGGAUGUUGAAGUUGCAGCUACGGUUCCAAAUCUGUUCGACACUUUUUGGGUCCUUGAAGACAACUUCGAGCUUAGUUCACUCACUAUGAUGGAUUUUGCAAAUGGGUAUUGCCUAUGA
This is a messenger RNA of Eruca vesicaria subsp. sativa (arugula), 690 nucleotides long. Lineage: Eukaryota; Viridiplantae; Streptophyta; Magnoliopsida; Brassicales; Brassicaceae. The record is from the annotation of a GenBank genome assembly.